Manis javanica (Malayan pangolin) is the source of this 201-nucleotide messenger RNA. RefSeq names its product thymosin beta-4-like. Gene Ontology annotation, cellular component: cytoplasm. The record is from RefSeq and is a predicted model, not a curated record. Lineage: Eukaryota; Metazoa; Chordata; Mammalia; Pholidota; Manidae. Gene Ontology annotation, biological process: actin filament organization; regulation of cell migration. Gene Ontology annotation, molecular function: actin monomer binding.
AUGUCUGACAAACCUGGUAUGGCUGAGAUUGAGAAACUUGGUAAAUCGAAAUUGAAGAAGACAGAAAUGCAAGAUAAAAAUCCACUGCCUUCAAAAGAAAAGAUUGAGCAGGAGAAGCGAACUGAUGUAGUAAUGACGCAUGCGCCGCCCAGACGCACUGUACAUUGCCUUAUUUUACUUUUUAUCUGUUCAACUUUGUAA